CAUUCAUCCAGGUAGCUCCUGCUCCAGAUCAAUAUACACCCUAGCUAACUAGCUCAGCUGUGCCUGGUCAUCGUCAACCUCUAGCUCCACCAUACGAGAUGGCCGGGAGGGAUAGGGACCCGUUGGUGGUUGGUAGGGUUGUGGGGGAUGUGCUGGACCCCUUCAUCCGCACCACUAACCUCAGGGUGACAUUCGGGAACCGGGCUGUGUCCAACGGCUGCGAGCUCAAGCCCUCCAUGGUCACCCACCAGCCCAGGGUCGAGGUCGGCGGCAAUGAGAUGAGGACCUUCUACACACUCGUGAUGGUAGACCCCGACGCGCCAAGUCCAAGCGAUCCCAACCUCAGAGAAUACCUCCAUUGGUUGGUGACAGAUAUUCCUGGGACAACUGGUGCUUCCUUCGGGCAGGAGGUGAUGUGCUACGAGAGCCCUCGCCCCAACAUGGGGAUCCACCGCUUCGUGCUCGUGCUCUUCCAGCAGCUGGGCCGGCAGACGGUGUACGCGCCCGGGUGGCGCCAGAACUUCAAUACCAGGGACUUCGCCGAGCUCUACAACCUCGGCCCGCCCGUCGCCGCCGUCUACUUCAACUGUCAGCGCGAGGCCGGCUCCGGCGGCAGGAGGAUGUAUAAUUGACACCACCACAACAAGCCUCAGACCUACACAAGAUCGAUGAUCCAUUCACGGCGUGCCUAGCUAAGCUUAACUAAUAAUUACUAUACUACAUAUGGUGUGUCAUAAGAAGCUAGCUAGCCACGCAAUUGAUCAAGCAUUAUUUACACGCAUAAAGAUAUAUUGUGUACAACCUAUAUCAUAACAAUUAUUAGCUACAUAUACAUAUAUAUACAUGGCAACGGCUAAGGGCGAUGGAUGAACCCUAGCUUAAUCGCUUUGUACUGCUCUAUGCAUACGAUUAUAUUGCAAUAAACUGCUAGCAACUACACACAUGAUAUUAGAGGAGCUAGCUACACACACACCAUGCAUGCUAAACAUUUAGCUGCAGGUCUGUGUCCGUGUGUACACUCUUGCAUCCAUGGACCCAUACAUAUUACAUAUGUCAGGUAUAUAUGGUUCACAGACAACAAAAAACUCUAGUAGUCACCUCUGCAUGCAUGACAUCCAUCAAUCAUACUAGUGUGCAUGGGAGACACACAUGUAAAUGACGGCAACUGCUACAAUUAUGUUACAUAGCGCGGUAGCAAAGCACAUGCAUGUGUUGGGUCGAUGUGGUAACUAUGUCUGUAGUCAUGAUUGUGACAAAGAUAUAAUAAUAUCAAGUUAUGUAUCAAAUC
Molecule: messenger RNA, 1288 nt
Organism: Lolium perenne
Lineage: Eukaryota; Viridiplantae; Streptophyta; Magnoliopsida; Poales; Poaceae
Product: protein VERNALIZATION 3
Biological process (GO): regulation of flower development; regulation of timing of transition from vegetative to reproductive phase; inflorescence development
Source: RefSeq, a predicted model, not a curated record